AUGGACGUCUCCAACGCUUUUCUUCAUGGUCAUCUCGAGGAGCAGGUCUUCUGUCAGCAGCCCACUGGAUUUGUUGAUCCGGCGUGUCCCGAUGAUGUGUGCCUGCUUUCCCGCUCAUUAUAUGGGCUCAAGCAGGCUCCUCGUGCCUGGUACCAGCGUAUCGCAGCGUUUCUUCAUCAACUCGGCUUCCGCUCUACACGCUCCGAUGCUUCACUGUUUGUUUAUCACCAGGGCACCGACACGGCGUAUUUGCUUCUCUAUGUUGACGACAUCAUCCUGACAGCAUGCACUUCUAAGCUCCUUCGCCGGCUUACUGAUCGUCUCCGUGCUAAGUUUGCCAUCAAGGAUUUGGGUCCUUUGCACUACUUCCUCGGUGUUGAGGUGGUGCGUCGUCCAAAUGGUUUCUUUCUUCAUCAACGGAAGUACGCUCAUGAGCUCCUCGACCGUGCUGGGAUGCUUAAUUGCAAACCGGCCGCCACUCCUGUCGACAUGAAGGCCAAGCUCUCCGCUACUGAUGGUACUCCUGCCUCGGAUGCUGCUUUCUACCGGUCCAUUGUUGGUGCUCUUCAGUACCUCACCCUCACUCGACCGGAGCUUCAGUAUGUUGUUCAGCAGGUCUGCCUACAUAUGCAUGCUCCUCGAGACGUUCACUGGACUGCUGUUAAGCGGAUUCUCCACUACAUCCGCGGUGCUAUGGAUCUUGGUCUUACUCUGCGUGCCUCCACUGCCACUGAUCUGGUCGCCUACACCGACGCCGAUUGGGAUGGCUGCCCGGACACCCGUCGCUCUACUUCGGGUUACUGCAUCUUCCUUGGACCGUCCCUGGUGUCGUGGUCAUCCAAGCGGCAGCCCACUGUCUCACGGUCUAGCGCCGAGGCUGAGUACCGCGCUGUGGCCAACGUUGUUGCUGAGUGUUCCUGGCUUCGUCAGCUUCUUCACGAGCUCUUGUGUCCUGUUGAUAAGGCCACGGUAGUCUACUGCGACAACGUAUUCGCCGUCUACCUCUCCGCCCACCCGGUUCAUCAUCGUCGCACCAAGCACAUUGAGCUUGAUAUCCAUUUUGUUCGGGAUCAGGUGGCUCUUGGCCAUGUUCGUGUUCUACACGUUCCCACCUCCCAACAAUUUGCCGAUAUUAUGACCAAAGGCUUGUCUACGACGUCUUUUGAGGAGUUCCGGUCCAGUCUCUGCGUCAGCAACGGUGUCGCUUCGACUGCGGGAGGGUGUUGA
Aegilops tauschii subsp. strangulata is the source of this 1227-nucleotide messenger RNA. The record is from RefSeq and is a predicted model, not a curated record. NCBI's taxonomy places the organism in Eukaryota, Viridiplantae, Streptophyta, Magnoliopsida, Poales, Poaceae.